CUGAAUUUCCAGAAUGGAAUUAUUAUCAUUCUUCUUCUUAUGAUUUUGAAACUAAGCGAGUUUUUAACGAUAAUMUUUUCAUCCGCACUAUUUGUGACCUCUUUCGUUUUAGCAUUCCACGUUACUGAAUGAUUUCACUUUCCUAUCGGAAAGCAGGCGUAUGGCUAUAAAACAAACAAAUUAAGGUACUGCAAUUGAAAAUUCUCAUCAGAACGACUAAAAAUGUAAACGAAGUAAAUGUUAUAUUUAUGUAGAAAUAUGAAGAAUAAUAGCAAGGKGAAUGCAUGGAACGCGUUAUGGUGGUACUGCAGUAACCAUAGUUUCAAAAUAUGUGUAUGAGAUUGUGAAUGAGUUGCUUCUAUACUGCGAGGAUCAACUCAAUUUGAUACAUAUUUUCAAAAUGCAUGCAGUCUUAAUUUUUCUAAACCGGUAGCCUCAUGAUCUGAAUAAAAACAAACUUUGCUCUCAUCUCAGCAGACUUUUGAUGGUACAAUAAACAGUUUAAAUGAAACGAUUUCCUGCUAUAGCGAAAGAUCAAUCAUCUUUGAGAUGACAAAGUGAAAUUAUGCAAGAAUAAAGUAUGUAUUUAUUGCGCAUGCCUGGUGUUUUUUUUUWACUAAUCCGGCAAGUGUCAUGUAUCAGCUGUUUCGGUUCGUGUGGGUAUUUCAUUUUGAUACAUGUUUAUCUCUGGAGAAGGAAGAAUCGAAAAUUGAUACAUUAUCAGUGCAAUGCGGCUUUGGCUUGCUUCAUUUUAUCUACAGGUUUUUCAGAUUGUAAAGGGAAUUUCUGUCUCAGACUACACAGCUCACUUGGAUGGGCACCCAGUACAGUAUACAACGAAAAAGAUUACCUGCAGAUUGACCUUGGUCGGUUAAUUGAAGUGUGUGGUGUAGCAACACAAGGUGGUAGAUAUUAUAACGAAUGGGUGACGCAUUACAAGCUUCGUUUCUCAAAGUACGGUGCUUUCUGGAAUACCUACCAAGAAAAUGGAACGGAAAAGAUAUUUCAAGGUAACAGUGACAUGUCAACUGUUGAGAUACGUUGCCUACAGAAUCUACAGUCAGCGAGAUACAUCCRGUUUGUACCRACAGCUUWCCRCAAACAUAAAACGAUGCGUGUAGAGGUUUUUACUUCGUAUCUUGAUGGACCCGACAUUGUUCCACAUCAAAGGUCGUUAMAACUGACAUGGAGGAUUAUGGAUAACAUACCAGUAGUAUCAUACUUGAUGGAGUUCAAGAACAAAAGUAGGAUAGAAAGCUUGAUUUUACCAAAUGACACUAUGGAAUACAACCUAACAAACCUACAACCCUACACUGAGUACAGUGUUCGACUAAGAGGAAUGUUAACAAGUGAUGGAGCUGGAGUAUGGAGCAACUGGAUCAAUGCCAAGACUAUUGCUGCUGCAGCUCCAACAUGCUCUCCUGUGUUACUAUCAGCACAGGCUACCUCAUCCACAAGUGUUCGUGUGACCUGGAAACCACCACCAGAUAACGAGUGUAGGAAUGGAAWAUUGAAGGGUUAUCGAAUAAGGUGCAGUUUAUCGGGAACAGAAAACCUAGAAACUUUUACUGUCAAAAAUGUUAAUGCUUCGACAUACGACAUAACUGGACUGCAAAGAUACACAWGGUACMWGUUCUCUGUAUCAGCCUACACUGUAGCGAACGGCCCAUGGAGCAACCAGUUGACGAAUAGAACUGCAGAAGAUGCUCCAAGCUGUUCUCCUGAUAUCACGUCUAUAUAUCCUUUGACCUCAGUAAGUGCCCGAGUAGAGUGGUCACCGCUUCCAAGUACGCUUUGUCGGCGAAACGGUAUUAUCCGAGGUUACAAAAUUGCGUAUAGAAAAGUUGACGAAGAUGAGCUGUAUUGGUCCACUGAUAGUAAUCCAAAUUCUACUUCAAUCGUUGUGAGUGGACUAAAGAAAUUUACCAACUACAGCUUUCAAGUUCUUGCGUACACUGUCAAGGAUGGAAAUCUGAGCAAGGCUGCGUUUGGRAGAACGCAAGAAGAUGUUCCAGAAUGUUCUCCUGUGAUCACCAACAUACAAGCUAUAUCAUCUACGAGCAUCUCUAUGGCUUGGCAACAGGACCCCACUUGUUUAAACGGUAUAUUACGAGGUUAUAUCAUCCAGUACAGCCUACUUGAUAACAGCACAGUACAGUCUAUCAAUAUCACAGAUGAUCGCUUGUCUACCAGUAGGAACGUGUCAGGACUUCGUAAAUACACCAAUUAUAGCUUUGGAAUCCUGGCCUAUACRAUUGGAAAAGGACCACUGAGUAAUGCCUCCUUCAUCAGAACUGCUGAAGACGCUCCGUCAUGCUCACCAUCGUUGUUAUCAGCKCAAACCUCCUCUUCCACAAGUGUUCGUUUGACCUGGAAACCACCGCCAGAUAACGAAUGUAGAAACGGAAUAUUGCGGGGCUAUUGUAUUGGAUAUAGGUCAKCACCAGAAAUUGGGUCAUACAACAUAAUGCUUGUUGAUCCACUUACGACAACAUACCAUGUAACUGGACUUCAUAAAUACACAUGGUACACGUUCACUGUACUAGUUUACACUGUAGCCAAUGGUCCACGAAGCAACACAUUAGUAAACAGAACUGCUGAAGAUGCACCAGAAUGUUCUCCUACAUUAAUAUCAGUUCUGAACGUCUCGUCUACUUCUAUCAGCGUAAUAUGGACUCCACUACCUCAUGGUAAAUGUAGGAAUGGUGUAUUGAGAGGAUAUAAGAUGUUCUGUAAUAACACCAGCACGGGAGAAAGUUUGGUUAUGCAAAUCAGUGAUAGUGAUACAACAACAGUUAAUGUAACUGGUCUUAGUAAAUACACUGAGUACAGCUUCAGAAUCCUGGGAUACACUGUUAAGGAUGGUCCACUGAGUAAUAAGAUGACAAGAAAAACUAGUGAAGAUGCUCCAGAUUGCUCUCCAAAAUUAAACUYUWYUGAAGUACUUUCUUCGACGAGMAUUCGCGUAAGGUGGAAUGGACUAKCAARGUUACCUUGUAUCAAUGGAAUUGUACGUGGAUAUAAAAUAAAAUAUUAYCAUAACGGUGGUGAUAUCAAUACAUUUCAUAUCAAUUACAAAGGCACCACUACCACAGACAUUGUUGGUUUGAAGAAAUUUACCUGGUAUACGUUUCUUAUCUKGGCGUACACUGUCAAAGAUGGGCCAUUAAGUAAAGAAUACUUGUCAGCAAGAACAAAAGCAGACGCUCCCUCUGCCCCAGUGAAUGUUAAUCGCACUUUGUUAAGAGCAAAUGGAUACGUUGGCCCGCGUAUUGAAAUUAGAUGGGACGAACCUCGUGAGAAAAAUGGUGUGAUCCASAAAUACUCACUAGUCUACUUCYACAACAAAGAUAACGCUACGGAAAAGAAAGAUGAAAUCAUACCAGAUGGAGGGGRACAGCGYACAUACUUSCAUACCAUUGAUGUUAUUGGGGAAACAACUWUCUCGUUCAAAGUCAAUGCAUACACCAUUAAAGAUGGGCCUUAUCAGGAUGGAGAAGACUUGGUUGUUCCUGCUUACCCUCCGAGUACUGCUCCAUCAAACAUUUCAASGAGAGAAAUCAAUGACACUUCAUUUUUACUGCAAUGGAGUCCUAUUCCUCGACAGAAAAGCAAUGGGCAUGUAACGAAAUAUGAGGUACGAUGGAUUUUUACGUCAAGAGGUCGCAAGAAUAGAGCUAAACGUUCGGUGUUUGACAAUGCGAAGAAUGAUACAACGCAUGACCUCCAAUAUGCAAUUACUGGUCUGUUAUCAUGUGCACAGUACAGCAUAUCGGUCCGGGGGURCACAAGUGCAGGGUCUGGACCAUACAGUACACCAAUCAGUGUCAUUACUUCACAACCUGACGGUCCCUUUGGUGUCUUGGUUAAGCAGACAGGCACAACAAGUGUUUUACUUUGGUGGAAGAAACCAGCAAACGUURUCGAAAAAAUCGAUAAGUACAUGAUUGAAUACCGAGGUUAUAAGACGUACACGAAAUUUAAAACUGGAAGGAAUGUAAAAACGAUUGACGGAACGGAACAUCGUAUAACGAAUCUUGUACCAGCGACACACUAUGAAUUCUGGGUAUCUGCAUUCACUCCAUGUGGAAAGAGCCCAAGAAGUACUUCAGCAAAAACUGAAACUCGYGUGACCAAUCCUUUACCACCAAGAAUAGAAAAAAUACAGCAAUACCAUGAAACCGGUGUAUCAGUUAAUGUAACAUUGUUUCCUGCUUCUCAAAUUAAUGGGCCAAUCAGCGCUUAUCAAGUUAUUGUGGAGUUCCUGAAGGAAAAYGUAACCAGGUUUGACCACCGACUGCUUUCAAACUACGAGCAAAAUACAUACAGCUAUCCAAUAGCCGAGAAGAACAAUGUGGACUAUUACAUCACUGCAGAAGUACAAGGUGAUUGGCUCAAAUCAUCCAGGCAACUGAGGAUUGGUGACAACUUGACAUACAGCAAAUUUAGAAAUAUGCCUUUGAAGAAAGGUGCACGAUAUCAUAUUUACCAGAGAACUGUGGCAAAAAAUACGACGAAGAUGCUGUACAGCAAAGAAGCACUGGUAGCAAACAUCAGUGUUGCAUCCGCGGAUGUCGUAGAAGAAACGAAAGCUCUUAUCCGAAAUACUUCAGGAUCGGGAACCGUGGUUGGAUUAGUGGUGGGUUUGAUGCUGCUGAUAAUUCUGGUGACUUUUGUUGCUUACUUCAUUUUGAAACGGCAGAGAAACGUAAAGAAAGAAGAAAUCAAAAAUAUCUCAUUGCCCUUAGUAGCGAUUAAAUCACAACAACAGAACAGCUCAAAUGACCAAGGCUUAGCUCAUGAAGAAAAAGAAAAUGUCAUCAAACCAAUACACGUCACCAAAUUUGCUGAAUACAUUGCCGCCACAAGGAAAGACGAAUUCUCUGAACUACUAAAUCAGUUCAAGGCGGUCCCAGGCACUCAUGUGUUCUCAUGUAUUGCUGCAAAGAAAGCGGUGAACAAAGUUAAAAAUCGAUAUGGCAACAUCGUGGCUUAUGACCACUCUCGGGUAAAACUUCAACGUAUCAACGAAGAUGAGGAUUCUGACUAUAUCAAUGCUUCUUUUAUGCAUGGCUACGAUGGUACACAUAGAACCUACAUUGCGUCCCAAGGACCUUUACCUGAUACCACCAACGACUUUUGGAGGAUGAUUUGGGAGCAACACACUACAUGCAUUGUCAUGCUUACUAAUCUUAUCGAGCUUGGAAAGAGAAAGUGCCAUCAAUAUUGGCCCGAAAACUCGGAACAAUAUGCAGAUAUUACAAUAACAAACCAUAAAACAGARGUUUUUGCAGACUACCAUAUUCGCACUUUACUUUUGACAAAGGGCACCCACGACAAGAUUUCUCGUCGUUUGCUUCUUUUCCACUUUACUGCGUGGCCAGAUAAAGGAGUUCCUAAAAAUGCUACAGCCUUACUCUCGUUCAGGAGAAAAGUUCGGGAAAUGAGCAAAUGGGCAAACACAGGACCAACGGUCAUCCACUGCAGUGCUGGUGUUGGACGAACUGGCACAUACAUGAUCAUUGAUGCAAUGCUGGAACAGGUCGAAAGCAAAAAGACAAUAGACAUUUACAAUUACUUGWWCGUUUUAAGRAAAGACAGGCCCUAUAUGGUUCAAACGUUGGAGCAGUAUGUGUUUAUUCACAUGGCAUUAUUCGAGGAGAUCACAUGUGGUAACACUGAAAUCGAUGCAAGCAACCUGGAAAAUGUCAUGCAGAAUCUGUCAUCUAUAGACAACGAGGAAACCCUCAGUGGCUACGCAAUUGAGUUCCAGCGGCUGGAAUUUAUUGCCUCUUAUGGAGUAAAAAAMGAAUGUGGAGUUGGACAGGAAGAGGAGAAUGCAACAAAAAACAGAUAUAAAAACAUAGUACCAGUAAACCAGUGCAGAGUAGUCCUGAGUUCAGAUGAUUCAAAUCAAGGAGACUACAUCAAUGCUACGUUCAUAGACACUUACAGAGAGCGCAACGCCGGAUUCACCUUGACACAAGCUCCCAUAGAAAUAAAACACGAUARAAGAUUUCUGGAGAAUGGUUAUGGACUACGAGUUCGGAACCAUAUCGACAUGUUAAAUAAUUUUCAGGAAGGAGACGAGAGACAGCGCAGCGUGCAGCACCUUCAGCACACGGCUUGGGAAGAUAAUUCUGUCCCAAACAACUCCCAGUUUGGAAGUCGCAGCAGAAGUGCAGUAAUAAUCCAGAAGUCGUUCACUGUAGUAAUGGUGUUGGUCGUAGCGGUACAUUCUGUGCUAUUGCUUCAUGUCUURAACGAGUCAAACAAGAACAAGUAUUGGACGUAUUUCAGAACGCUAAGAAUAUUCGUGCCAAAACGGUUUCUCAGAAUUUUGAUAUCUUGUCUCGUUUUAAAGUUAUUUCAUGAUUUAUGCGUAAAAGAGGUAAAAAUCACGUCAAUCAACUUUGAGAACAAAUAUUUCCGCAACAAAUGCGUUUAUCGAAAAUCUGAGACACUGUUUUGGAGAUUAAACUGUGCUCUUUACGGUGACGUCAAUUAUUUCCUAAAAAAAAAAAUUCCCGUGUUCUGGGAUCUUUUCGAAAAAGAGCGGUCGAAAAUUAUAAAACUCGCACUCUCAAAAAACCCUCUCUCUCAAAACAUAAUUCUCAUGGUUGAAAUUUGUGUUUAUUCAGUAUUAAGAAAAUAUAUACUUUUGUAGCCAUUAGAUGAAUAGUUAGUGCGCUAUGACGUUUUUAGUGAACAUCGGUCGCGAAGGUCCCCUGGUACCUUAAGAAUAUUCGUGUCAAUAGACCAGGAGCUGUAGAAACAUUGUUAAGUAUACAACUCCUCUUGUCUCUACUCCUUUCCUUAGCUCUCCUUUGCUCCCCUCUGCUCUUCUAUUCAUCUGCCUUCUUUAAAAAUACAAUUUGUUUAUAUUGUCCCAUUACGAGUAGUGUUACAUCACCUUGAAACAAUACCUCGACUCCUUCAUAGAUUAUGCAAACUUUACUGGCAUUUAAUUACGUUGUAAAUGGAAUGGAAUUUCAUAUUCAACAAGCAAAGACAAUACGUCCUCAAGAAAUUCUUAGAUCAAGGAUUUUAUAGAAUAUGGUAAAAUAUAUAAUCCUGGCGGUGCACACGUGUGUAAAAAAAUGGCCGAUAAGAUAACUUCUGGAGGGUAUUCCUUGCGAAGAGUAAUAAAUGUCACUAACACUGACUCCCAUUAACAAUGAAGGGAUAGGAUGAGGGUCACCAAAACCAAAUGCAAAAGUCUAAACACGCGAUGCUUUUGGAGAAAUAAAAGCUAAUACUCAAUGACUAAUACUCUUGCCAAUACAAAACAAAAGAAAACAAUGGAAUCACUGACUACUAAUUAGGUGCAUUAAACCAAUAUCUCUUUCACUUGUCGAUCAAGUGCCAUAACUUCAUAAAGAGAUAAUAAUAUAUAUCUUAAUAUAUAGUGAUAUACUCAAUGAAUCCUCGAAGAUUAAUUGAAGAUUGAACUUAAAACUAAAACAAUUCUACAUUUUAAACAUGCGAAUUUGGGUAUCAGUAUUUU
Molecule: messenger RNA, 7507 nt
Organism: Actinia tenebrosa (Australian red waratah sea anemone)
Lineage: Eukaryota; Metazoa; Cnidaria; Anthozoa; Actiniaria; Actiniidae
Product: receptor-type tyrosine-protein phosphatase delta
Biological process (GO): protein dephosphorylation
Molecular function (GO): protein tyrosine phosphatase activity; protein binding
Source: RefSeq, a predicted model, not a curated record